GAUACGACGCUCUCGAUCAAAUCACAAUUUCUCAUCUCGCGAAUCCUGUUUCUAAUGACCAUCAAACCGUCACCGACCGUCGCCAAACUGGUCAACAGUAUGAACUUCUUGAUCAAUUGCUGGAGAUAUUGAAGUCUAUGAUUUUUAUUGCGGUGCAAGGUGAUCCCGAUUCCUCCAUUGAUAGAAAUUCAAAAUAUGGCGUUGAUUUCGAUGAAGUUAUCACCCCACUCGUCGCAUUGCUAAAGAAGUUGGCAGAUGAGGACGACUCGGCAAAGAACAUAGAAAGAAAUCGAUUGUUGCCGGAUGACGUGGAUCGAUCGAAACCACUGGAAAAAGGAGACAGCUUCUCCGCACGUCUGAUUCGGCUUAUGACAUCGGUCAUGUUGCCAAAUUUGAGAGAUAGCGUCGGCGAAUUGUUGUACACAUUAUGCGAUCAAGAUGCCAACGUGUUUAUCUACCACAUCGGCUAUGGAAACGGAGCGGGAUUCUUGAUGAGCCGUAACAUAAUGAUCCCACCACCAUCGGCAAAACAGUACGUCCACAACUCUGACAAGUCGAUUAACCCCAUCACCGGUCAGUACUUGGAUGAUGAGCCUCCAUCGCUGGCGAGCAUGACGGACGAGGAAAAAGAGCGAGAAGCAGAAAGAUUAUUCGUGUUAUUUGAACGGCUCAAGAAAACUGGCGUCGUGGAUGUGGUGAAUCCAGUGGAAGAGGCAAUGAGGUCUGGUAAAUUGCAGGAGAUAAAAGAUGAAGGCAAAGAUGAUGAAAGUGAAAGUGAUUAG
Messenger RNA from Acaulospora colombiana, 782 nucleotides. Lineage: Eukaryota; Fungi; Glomeromycota; Glomeromycetes; Diversisporales; Acaulosporaceae. The record is from the annotation of a GenBank genome assembly.